Molecule: messenger RNA, 2356 nt
Organism: Paraphaeosphaeria sporulosa
Lineage: Eukaryota; Fungi; Ascomycota; Dothideomycetes; Pleosporales; Didymosphaeriaceae
Product: acetolactate synthase
Exons: 3
Coding region: 92-2152 (686 amino acids)
Biological process (GO): L-valine biosynthetic process
Cellular component (GO): mitochondrion; acetolactate synthase complex
Molecular function (GO): flavin adenine dinucleotide binding; magnesium ion binding; acetolactate synthase activity
Source: RefSeq, a predicted model, not a curated record
GACUCCAAGCUGCUUCCCACACACGAGACACGCCCAGUUCUUUACUUUUUCCUCCCCUCUCCCCGCACAGCGCCGCAGAGGCUCCCGCGCCAUGCAGCAGUCGCGCACAAAGGCCAUCCAGGCUCUGCGGAGCUCGCGAUGCUUCUCCACAUCCACUGCCCGCGCCGCCGCGUCGCCCUACCGAUCCGCCCAGGUGGCGGCCGCCAGCCCCAAGAUCACAGAGGCAAAGAGGACGCAGAGCACCGCUGCCGCCGCAAAGGCGGAGCCCAGAGCGAGGCCAGCGCCCGCGUUCAACCGAGAGGACUACAAUGUGCAGCCGCUGCGGAGACAGCAGCCCGAGAUGGACCACUCGCUGGUCGGACUCAAGGGCGGCGAGAUCUUCCACGAGAUGAUGCUGAGGCACGGCGUGAAGCACAUCUUUGGCUACCCCGGCGGCGCCAUCCUCCCCGUUUUCGAUGCCAUCUACAACUCCCCACACUUCGAGUUCAUCCUUCCCCGACACGAGCAGGGCGCCGGCCAUAUGGCUGAGGGCUAUGCCCGCGCCUCUGGCAAGCCUGGCGUCGUGCUCGUCACCUCAGGCCCCGGCGCCACCAAUGUCGUCACCGCCAUGCAGGACGCCCUCAUGGACGGCACGCCCAUGGUCGUCUUCUCUGGACAGGUCGUCACCUCCGCCAUUGGCUCCGAUGCCUUCCAGGAGGCUGAUACCGUCGGAAUCACCCGCCCGUGCACCAAGUGGAACGUCCUCGUCAAGAACAUCGCCGAGCUUCCGCGUAGAAUCAACGAGGCCUUCGAGAUCGCCACCAGCGGGCGACCGGGCCCCGUGCUUGUCGACCUGCCAAAGGAUGUUACCGGCGGCACCCUCACCAAGCCCAUUCCCAUGACGUCUAGUCUCCCCCCGCACCCCAGCGCAGCGACCCUGGCCGCUCGUGAGGUGAGCAGGAAGACGCUGCAGGCCUCGAUAAAGCGCGCUGCAGACCUCAUCAACAUUGCGAAGAAGCCCGUCAUCUACGCAGGUCAGGGCAUGGUCUCCGUUCCCGACGGCCCCAAGAUCCUGCGCGAGCUUUCCGAAAAAGCACAGAUCCCUGUGACGACCACCCUCCAGGGUCUUGGCGCAUUCGACGAGCACGACGAGAAGUCGCUGCACAUGUUGGGUAUGCACGGCUCUGCGUACGCGAACAUGGCAAUGCAAGAGGCGGAUCUGAUCAUUGCUCUUGGUGCGAGAUUCGAUGAUCGUGUGACGCUGUCUCUGUCCAAGUUCGCCCCCGAAGCGAAGGCAGCUGCUGCAGAGGGACGGGGUGGAAUCAUCCACUUCGAGAUCAUGCCAAAGAACAUCAACAAGGUCGUCCAGGCCACCGAGGCCGUCGAGGGUGACGUCGUCCAGAACCUGCACCAGCUGGUCCCGUUCGUAAACCAGGUCAAGGAGCGCCCGGAGUGGUUCGCGCAGAUCAAGGACUGGAAGGCCCGCUUCCCGUGGGCGUACGAGAAGGAGGGACCGAACGGAUUCAUCAAGCCGCAGACUGUCAUCGAGAAGCUGAGCAAGCUUACAGAGCCGAUGAAGUCCGAGACUGUCAUCACGACGGGUGUGGGCCAGCACCAGAUGUGGGCAGCGCAGCACUUCCGCUGGACGCACCCGCGCACCAUGAUCACCUCCGGAGGUCUUGGCACCAUGGGUUACGGCCUGCCCGCCGCCAUCGGCGCCAAGGUCGCACGACCUGACGCCCUUGUCAUCGACAUCGACGGUGACUCCUCCUUCUCUAUGACGCUGACCGAGCUCUCCACCGCGGCCGAGUUCAACAUCGGCGUCAAGGUCAUCAUCCUGAACAACGAGGAGCAGGGCAUGGUCACGCAAUGGCAGACGCUCUUCUAUGAGGACCGCUUCUCGCACACGCACCAGCGCAACGCCGACUUCGUGAAGCUGGCCGAGGCCAUGUACGUCCAGGCGGACCGUGUCUCGAAGCUCGAGGAGCUCGAGGAUAAGCUCAAAUGGCUCAUCAACACGGACGGCCCCGCCCUGCUCGAGGUCGUUGUCGACCAGAAGGUGCCCGUACUGCCGAUGGUUCCUGCAGGCAAUGGCCUGCACGAGUUCCUGGUGUAUGACGAGAAGGUCGUAUCCGAGCGAAGAGCGAACACUAGGCAACGGAGCGGGCGCUAAGCGUAGCGCUUCUGCUUCGUGGCAUUCCGCGUAAUACCUUCAUUUCGCAUGUACAUUAUUGACGACUCGGGCGUUCGUGCACUGCAUGAUCUUUGAUUAUUCACCCGUCUGAUGAGACGGAAAAGUUAGGUGUGGAUGCUUGCUGGGGAUACCUUUGCAUCUGAGGAGUAAGAUAUCAAUAUGACACGCAAAUUUUUCGAUCAG